This is a messenger RNA of Phragmites australis (common reed), 909 nucleotides long. RefSeq names its product WUSCHEL-related homeobox 5-like. NCBI's taxonomy places the organism in Eukaryota, Viridiplantae, Streptophyta, Magnoliopsida, Poales, Poaceae. Gene Ontology annotation, molecular function: DNA-binding transcription factor activity; DNA binding. Gene Ontology annotation, biological process: plant organ development. The record is from RefSeq and is a predicted model, not a curated record. The coding region runs from base 1 to 909 and encodes 302 amino acids. The transcript has 2 exons.
AUGGAGGUGACACAGCAAGGCGGUGCUCACGGCCAGGCGGGCCCCGGCGCCCCGCUGUCCCCGGCCUCCGCCGCCGCGGCCGCGCUGGCGAACGCGCGAUGGAAUCCGACCAAGGAGCAGGUCGCCGUGCUGGAGGGGCUGUACGAGCACGGCCUGCGCACGCCCAACGCGGAGCAGAUACAGCAGAUCACGGCCAGGUUGCGGGAGCACGGCCACAUCGAGGGCAAGAACGUCUUCUACUGGUUCCAGAACCACAAGGCCCGCCAGCGCCAGAAGCAGAAGCAGGACAGCUUCGCAUACUUCAGCAGGUUCUUCCGCCGGCCCCCGGCGCUGCCCAUGCUCACCAGGCUCCCCACGCCGCCUUACCCUUAUGGCCAGGUCCCGCCGCCGCAGGCGAUGGCUCCACUGCCUGCAUGCAACAACGGUGGUAAGCAUAUGAUGUACAGGGCGCCACGCUACAUGCCAGCGCCUCAGGCAUCCGCGGCAAAUGCUGCUUACUACCACCCACAGCAGAUGACAGCUCUGUACCCAAGAAUGGAGAUCGCCCAAGACAAGCAGAUGAUCCCGGCCGCGGCCCAGCCGCCGGCCGCCAUGUACCAGUCGGCAGCACCGAACAGCGCGAGCACCCCACUGCACGUGCUGCAUCACUUCCCGCCAGCCACCGGCGUCGACGGCGGGGCAGCGGAUCGCGUCGGCCCCAACCGCGAGACGCUUCAGCUGUUCCCACUCCAGCCCACCUUCGUGCUGCCCGACAAGGCAAGUGGCGCCAGCGGCGCCUCCCUGACGUCGGCGACGUCGACGCCGUCCAUUUCGCUUUCCGGGGAGUCCGAGAGCUUGGAGAGCCCGAACUCGAACGGCGAGACGCUACCGUUCUAUGACUUCUUCGGUGUUCAUUCUGGAGGCCACUGA